Messenger RNA from Zootermopsis nevadensis, 1603 nucleotides. RefSeq names its product ribosomal protein S6 kinase alpha-5. NCBI's taxonomy places the organism in Eukaryota, Metazoa, Arthropoda, Insecta, Blattodea, Termopsidae. Gene Ontology annotation, biological process: protein phosphorylation. Gene Ontology annotation, molecular function: ATP binding; protein kinase activity. The record is from RefSeq and is a predicted model, not a curated record.
UUGUGACAACAAAUUAUCGCCAGAACCAACAAACGAAAAAAAGGACAUCAAGGAUAUUGUGACAGCCUAUUCUGAGUUCGAUUCCGGACAUGCUACCAGAGAUGGAUAUGAACUGGACUUUCGGUCGUCAAUCCGCGGAACAACCAUGGACCAGCGGUGUCAGUGAAGACGAUUUUGAAUCCCUCGAGCUGCUAGGAGAAGGGAGUUUCGGGAAGGUUAGUUUAGUCAAGAAGAGCACAGGCUUCGAUAAGGGACGACUCUACGCGAUGAAGACCAUGAAGAUGGAGAUCAUCACUAAGGAUAGGAAGACUUACCAGCACACAAUGACGGAGUGCCGAGUGUCAGCAGAAGUAGGUGACAGCCCGUUCUUGGUGAAGUCACACUACACCUUCCAGACGGAUUCCGAUCUGCACCUGGUAAUGGACUUUCUGGAAGGUGGAGACCUGUAUGACCUUCUCAACCAGCGAGAGAAGUUUGCCGAGGAGGCCGUGAAGUUCUACACGGCGGAGAUCGUCCUCGGCAUCGAAUACCUGCACAAGAUAGGCGUCAUCUACCGCGACCUCAAACCUGAGAACAUCCUCAUAGACUCCAGUGGCCACAUGAGGAUUACUGACUACGGCGUCUGUAAAAAGUUCCACCCUGGUCAGAAGCGUAAACGUGCAUAUUCCUUCUGUGGAACGCCUUUCUACAUGGCUCCUGAAAUUAUCAGAGGCAAAGGACAUACCACAUCGGUUGACUGGUGGAGUCUGGGUAUCAUCGUGUACAAGAUGCUCACAGGAACCACUCCAUUUGAAGCAGAGGGUGAAGAGAGUGACAACUUUGUGGAGGUCUUUGACCGAAUUCUGACGCAGAACCCGGAGAUGCCGAAAGAGUUUUCAGCUGAAGUGGCGGACUUCAUCACACGAUUAUUGGCGAAAGAGCCACAGAAGCGUUUAGGUGCAGGGAAGACCGGUGUGAAGGUCAUCAAGAGGCACCCAUUCUUCAAAAACAUCAACUGGGCUGAUAUGACGCAAAAAGCCGUGAUACCUCCGUACCAGCCGCCUCUUGAAGGCGUCAUCUUUCUCGGUGCCGAGAAUAAUCACUUUCUUCCAUCCUCUGCUCGAUCCCAGGAUUGUGCCACUUCAUCCUCAGCAGAGACUAAGCCCAAAACACAAACGACGGAGAUUCCUGUAGGGCCAGCAACACCUGCGGUCGUCGGGAAAAUUGCGCCACGAAAGAGGGAGCUGAACAGAUCAGAAGACGGCGAAAGGCCAACCAAGAGACCACAACGACUUACCAAAAGCCGGAGGUCGAUGUCCCAAACGACGGCCACUCUAGGACACCAUCAGCGGGGCGAAGAAAGAUCACUGUCUUCCAGUGGACUGAGGAGCGACCAGGCCACGGAAUCAACGAUGCAGGCAAGUAAGAUGAAAGACGUCUCUCAGAACACGGGAUUCGUCUCGAAGAGAACGAGAUUCAUGAUUCAAGAUGUAAGCCCUCCAGCAAAGCUUGUAGAGCCCAAAAAGGAGUGACUCGACCAGAUCCAAAACGAAGCGGAGGAGGGAGAUUAGACGAGCAAAUGGAACUAAAUUCCUCGCCUCAAUCACCUCGUCUUUGAGACCAU